CUUGGCACUUUCAUCGUUUCGUACGUUUCUAGAACUGAGUCAAAGAUUCGAGAAUGCCUUCGCAAUGCUCUGAUUUCUGUUUGAUGGCGAGUCCUCGAUAGGAGAGUGGAAGCGAAGACGAAACCAAAUGAUGGUGCGAGAUAUGAACUAUCGAAGGGAGAAUCGCGCCUGAAGAUCGUCUAUCUUCGAUGGCCUAGAUGGACUUAAGGAAGGUCGCUUGAGAUAUGAAUCUUGAGGGGAACAAAAUGGACUCGGCGAGAGGGAUAAUGUCAGGAACUAUCAACGGUUUCAAGUUGGUAUGUAAAAUAGAUUGUGUACUGUUGGUAUCAAGAGGGGAGAGUGGUCCUGUAGGGUAGUAACAUAGUGGAAAAGUUUCAGCCAAAAAGACCAAUUUGGAUUCAACCGAAUGUAGAAUUGUAACAUUGUGUGAAAGCAUAUGGUGCUAGACUUUUCAUCUACUGUCUCUGGAGCAGCAAUGUAGUCUGAGAGAAAUGUUUUUGCUCUCCUAGAUCUCAUCGAAAAGGAUGCCCUGGAUCUUCCUAUCUGAUUUCAGACAGAGGGUGCCGGAUCUAUGUCAAUAAGCCUCAAACAAAGAGUAGGAGUGGUGAAAAACUGAACAACGUUUGUCAGCAUGUUAUCAUGAUCAAAGCAGAUCAACGCGCCCUCCGCGCCGUUAAACCUGUUCUUGUCUGGAUGAAGACAGAGAGCCAACUUCUUGUAGUGUUUCUUCACGGUUUCAUCAUCGGCUGAAGGAUCUACACCGAGGAUUCCAUACCAAUCAGAUUCGACUCCUCCGAUGUAAACAUCGAUCAUCGUCGAGACUUGUUUCAAACCAUCGAGAUCUGGGUACAGAUUCUGAGCCUUGUUCACGAAUCUUUUCGCCCCGUUGUAAUCCUUCUCCGACAGUUUCCUCUCUGCAAUAUCCAACGCUCUUCUACCUUCUUCCUUAUUACAUUCCAUGGUGUUUAUUUCUCUCUGGGGAAACAAUCGAGAAGCAAAAAGAGAACGAAACUACGAUUUUUGUUCAGAUGACCUAGGCAACGAGAGCAGCGGCAAAAACGAAAUCAGAGAGGAAGGAUAAUGGAAAUUUGAUUAUAUACUUUCACGAAAAAGGAAUAUCCAUUUAUUUCCUUUUUGCUUCUAAUACUGAUGGGCUUUUCUCCGGCCCGUUUUAAUAACGCUAAUUGACCCAGAUGGGCUAGGCUAAGCCCGAUAAACUCACCCUUUCUCUGUUCUUCUCGGGACUAGCCAACAGUCUGGCACUUUCGUGCGUUCUCAGCAAAAACAAACCCAUGAAAUCUCGUACGUUUCCGGAACUGAUUCGAGAAUCUCUUUACUCUAAUUUCUCUUUGAUGGCGAGUCCUCGACAGGAGAGUGGAGGCGAAGACGAAACAAAUGAUGUUGCGAGAUAUGAACUAUCGAAGGGAGAAUCGUGGCUCAAGAUCGUCUCUAUUCGAUGGCCUUGAUGGACUUGAGGAAGGUCGCUUGAGAGCUUCCUCUUCGUAUUCUCAUGAUAUCACCGAACGCGACAAUGAUGAAGUCCUGGAAAAUGGAUCUGCAGGACAGAGUUUCAUUUCUGAAGAGAGAUUUCUUGAAUUGACGUUUAUAUUAAGAACAAGCUCUGAAGUGACCGGAGACAUACAUGAAGAAGUUGAGAAUCAUAACCGCUUGCUUGACGAAGUGGGGAACAAAAUGGACUCGGCGAGAGGGAUAUUGUCAGGAACUAUCAACCGUUUCAAUGUUGGUCUUUGAGAAGAAGUCUAAUCGAAAAAGUUGCAUAUUUUGUGCUCUUCUUCUUGAUCAUGUAUUAACCUUAUUAGGCUAUUAAACUACAUCAAAGGGUGAUUUUUUGGAUACAAGAAGAAAUAGUUUGUUACAUCAAUACUCGUUUCGUUUUGGGAAUCUGAAACAAAUAACUUUCAUUUUUGGGUUUCUCCUGAUGAAUGAAUGAUUCAGACACAUUGAACUAGUCAAGGGACCCAUAUUGAAACAAGACAAAGAAAGAGAUUGUGAAGGGACUGGUGAACCGAAUGAAAAAAAAAAUGGUAGGUAGAGACACUUCUUUUGUCCGAAGCACAAUCAUCUCAUGUCAUUUCAUGUAAUGUAGUAAAAAGCUUCUUUAUGAUUUGUCAUUUAUCAACUAUUUGUUCACAAACAAACAAGGUAUUGGAUCGUGUUUAACAAUUUUGUCUACGAAAAGCUUAAUUGAUUGAUAAGCUUUAUUAUUAGGUUAUUGUGAAAAAGUUUAGCA
This is a messenger RNA of Thlaspi arvense, 2251 nucleotides long. The record is from the annotation of a GenBank genome assembly. NCBI's taxonomy places the organism in Eukaryota, Viridiplantae, Streptophyta, Magnoliopsida, Brassicales, Brassicaceae.